This is a messenger RNA of Capsicum annuum, 1612 nucleotides long. RefSeq lists its product as uncharacterized. The transcript has a single exon. Lineage: Eukaryota; Viridiplantae; Streptophyta; Magnoliopsida; Solanales; Solanaceae. The record is from RefSeq and is a predicted model, not a curated record. The coding region runs from base 46 to 1437 and encodes 463 amino acids.
CUGCUUAUUACUGUCACUUCAUCCUCAGCUGCAAAUUAACUAACAAUGACUUCUGCAGCAACAACUUUGGUCUCCAAAUGCACUAUUUUCCCAUCCAAAAAAUCAUCUCUUUCUGAUCUAAAACUUUCUGUUUCCGAUCUUCCUAUGCUCUCCGUUCACUACAUUCAGAAAGGUUGUCUAUUUACUCGUCCUCCUUUUCCUAUCGCUCACCUCAUUUCCCUUCUCAAGCUCAGUCUUUCUCAAACCCUCACUCAAUUCCCUCCACUCGCCGGUCAAUUUGUGACCGACUCAGGUGGCUACGUCUAUAUUUCUUGCAAUGAUGCUGGAGUUGAUUUUGUUCAUGCUGCAGCCACUCACAUUUUCAUUCGCGAUGUCAUUGGAUCUCUUGAUGUUCCUGAUCAUGUUAAGGAGUUUUUCCCUAUGGACCGCAUGGUUAGCUAUCGAGGACAUUUUAGCCCUCUUCUUGCUGUCCAAGUGACAGAAUUAGCUGAUGGUGUUUUCAUUGGAUGCGCCGUCAAUCAUUCUGUCACUGACGGAACAUCUUUUUGGAACUUUUUCAAUACAUUUGCUGAGGUGAGCAGGGGUGUGAAGAGGAUUAUAAGGCAGCCUGAUUUUACCCGAAACUCAAUUUUGAUUUCAAAUUCCGUGCUAAAACUCCCUGCUGAUGGCCCUAAAAUCACAUUUUCGGGCGAUGCUCCAUUGAGGGAGAGAAUAUUUAGUUUUAGUAGGGAAUCGAUUCAAAGACUCAAAGCAGAGACUAACAAUCAAAAAAUGAAUUAUAACGGAGAAAGUAACAUUGUUGAAUUGAUGGCAAAACAGAGCAAUGAUCCCUUGAAAAUCAAAACAGAAAUGGAGAUGGUAAAUCCAAUGGCUGAGAUUUCAUCAUUUCAAUCGCUUUGCGCAUUGCUGUGGCGUGCAGUGACACGUGCAAGGAAGUUCCCAGCUUCAAAAAUGACGACAUUCAGAAUGGCUGUAAAUUGCCGUAACCGUCUCCAGCCUAAGCUAAAUCCGUUAUACUUUGGCAACGCAAUUCAGAGCAUUCCUACUUAUGUAUCAGCAGGGGACGUUUUAUCUCACAAUCUGCAUUGGUGUGCGGAGCAAUUGAACAAAAAUGUGAAGGCGCAUGAUGAUGUUAUGGUGAGGAAGUUCGUAGAGGAUUGGGAGAAGGAUCCACGGUGCUUCCCUCUGGGGAAUUUCGACGGAGCUAUGCUGACAAUGGGGAGCUCGCCGAGGUUUCCAAUGUACGAGAAUGAUUUCGGGUGGGGCAGGCCCGUUGCAGUUCGGAGUGGUAGGGCGAACAAGUUUGAUGGUAAGAUAUCAGCAUUUCCUGGGAGAGGAGGAGGAGGAAGUGUAGAUUUGGAGGUGAUAUUGUCACCGGAUACUAUGGAAGGCCUUGAGUCUGAUCCCGAAUUCAUGCAGUAUGUUACUGGGUAUUAAAUGGUGAUCGACUUUGUUUUAAAGGAUGGAUGAAAACGUUGAAAUUAAUGUUACAAAGAGAGUGCUUUCGUUUUCAUUUUGUUGACAGUUGAAUAGGUUAGCAUUACUAAUUGCUGCAAAAGUAUUCAUCACUUCGUAUAACAAAAUAAUGUUUGAAGAUCGAGCGUUAUUGUUA